CUCAAAUCAUCAAAAAAAAAAAAAAAAAUCAGAACGGCGUCGGUUACGAAUAUGACCCGGGUAGCGGUGGAUAAUAAGCCCGCAGCGAGUGCGUUACCACCGGAGGCCAUCCCCUCCGGCGACUGCGUCCUUUCGAAGCGCCGAUGACUGCUCCGCCGCCGCUCCAACAAUGCCGCCGGAACAACCCGGAGCUCUCGUCCUCCGCCGCUUUCUCUUCCUGGCCGCGGUCUCCCUCUCCUUCUUGGUCCUUUUCAGAGCCUCAGAUUCCCUCGGGUUCCCCCCUCGCUUCUCCUUCCCCUCAGGUUCCUCUGCCUCCGACGAUUCCUCACUGGUUAGUGGUGGAAAUAAGCUUGAAAAGGUUUUGAAGGAUGCUGCCAUGGGGGGCAGAACUGUUAUAUUAACAACUCUAAAUGAAGCAUGGGCAGCUCCAAAUUCAGUGAUUGAUCUCUUCCUAGAAAGCUUUAGACUUGGAGAUGGCACGCUUAGGCUUUUGAACCAUUUGGUGAUCAUUGCCUUGGAUCAAAAGGCGUUUGCACGAUGUCUGGUUGUACAUACCCACUGCUUUUCUCUUGUCAGUGAAGGAGUUGAUUUUCAUCGCGAGGCUUACUUUAUGACCCCUGAUUACUUGAAGAUGAUGUGGAGAAGGAUUGAUUUCCUGCGCUCUGUUCUUGAGAUGGGCUACAAUUUUGUUUUCACGGAUGCUGAUGUCAUGUGGUUCAGAGACCCAUUUCCACAGUUUUAUUUGGAUGCAGAUUUCCAGAUAGCAUGCGAUCACUUCAUAGGGAGCUCUGAUGAUGUACAGAACAGACCCAAUGGAGGGUUUAACUAUGUAAAGUCAAAUAAUCGGUCAAUAGAGUUCUACAAAUUCUGGUACUCUUCACAUGAAACUUAUCCUGAAUACCAUGAUCAGGAUGUGCUCAAUAUCAUCAAGUUUCAUUCAUUCAUCACGGACAUUGGACUGAAGAUGAAAUUCUUAGACACUGCUUACUUUGGUGGGCUUUGUGAGCCUAGCAAAGAUUUGAAUCUAGUUUGUACAAUGCAUGCAAAUUGUUGUUAUGGUCUAGACAGCAAGCUUCAUGAUCUCAGAAUUAUGCUCCAGGAUUGGAAGCAAUAUAUGUCUUUGCCACCAAGUUUGAAGAGAGUGUCAAUUUUAUCCUGGACGGUUCCUCAGAAUUGCAGUCUUGAUUCUCUCCAGCAUUAUGAUUCCCCGGGAAAAGACCUUCAAGAGGAAUGGCAAGAUUGACUUGAAUUGUACGUAUGCCUAGAAUAUUUUGCUUUGCAUGUGAAUUUGUAGGGGUAUCUCAUCUCAAUGUAUCACAGUAAAUGUUUCUUGUAUA
Messenger RNA from Corylus avellana, 1337 nucleotides. Its product is annotated as Nucleotide-diphospho-sugar transferase family protein. Lineage: Eukaryota; Viridiplantae; Streptophyta; Magnoliopsida; Fagales; Betulaceae. The record is from RefSeq and is a predicted model, not a curated record.